Messenger RNA from Carcharodon carcharias (great white shark), 4242 nucleotides. RefSeq names its product SAFB-like, transcription modulator (gene sltm). Gene Ontology annotation, cellular component: nucleus. Lineage: Eukaryota; Metazoa; Chordata; Chondrichthyes; Lamniformes; Lamnidae. Gene Ontology annotation, biological process: regulation of mRNA processing; regulation of transcription by RNA polymerase II. Gene Ontology annotation, molecular function: RNA binding; sequence-specific DNA binding. The transcript is spliced from 21 exons. The coding region runs from base 39 to 3221 and encodes 1060 amino acids. The record is from RefSeq and is a predicted model, not a curated record.
GCGCUCGAGCUGCAGCUCGCUUGGUGGAGACGCCUAAAAUGGCCGCCGCUCCCAGCGCCACUGAGGCCCGGCGCAUCACAGACCUGCGUGUCGUAGAUCUCAAAUCCGAACUCAAACGGCGGAAUCUAGACAUAAGUGGUGUUAAAACCGUCCUGAUCGCCAGGUUGAAACAGGUAAUAGAAGAGGAGGGAGGCGAUCCUGAUAACGUGCAGCUCUUUUCCGAUACUCUUUCAAAGAAAACACCUAAAAGCAAAGGGAAAAAACAGGAUACUGAUGAAGCUGGUGGUGAUGUCAGCACAGAGGAGGAUGGCAAUGGCAAGAUGGAAGCUGAUAUAGAUGCAAUCCAGAGUGAUUCCCAGGACACAAGUGAUCAAGAUGGAAUAGAGGAGCAAAAAAACAGCGAAACUGAGGAAAUGGAUAAAAAUGGUGAUUCAGUCAGUGGAGAGUUGCCUGCAAGUGCAGAUGAACCUGAUGCUACAACUCUGGAUGAUGGGGAGCCAGAAGACCAGGCAGAGGAAGAAAAUGAAGAGCUUGUUCUUGAAGAAGUGGAUGUACUUUUGCCUGAAGAGAUAUUUCAGGAAGCAGAAGAGGAUGAGAAUGAAAAAGAUGUAGAUGAUAUAGAUGACGGUUCUCGUGAAGUGUCUAAAUCUCUACCUUCAGAGCAAGGCCUUGCUGAAGCUGAACAAAUGGUUCAAGAUGAAACUGAACCCAGUGCAUCUUUGAAGGAAGCGGAUGACGAUAAUAUAUCAGUCACAAUCCAAGCAGAAGAUGCCAUCACAUUGGACUUCGAUGGAGAUGAUCUCUUGGAAACAGGUAAAACCUUGAAAACUCCAGAAGGUGAGAGUAAGACCAAAGCUGAAAAGGAAUCCCAGUCCCAGGAGGAUGUGAAGGGAGAAGUCAAAAAUGAGGGAAAGAAAGAGAAAAACCAUAAGGAAGGAAGAAAAGAGGAGGGGACAAAAGCAGAGUCAGCAAAGAAGGAAACCAGAGAAGGGUCCAGAAAGGCUGAAACUGGAGAUAAAGAGAGAGAUUCUUCAAAGAAAGGCCCCUCAUCUUCUGGGGCAUCCAAUCAAGCAAAGAGUUCAAGUAAGGAUUCGAAAGAUAAAAGCUCUACUAAAGAUGAAAAAGGGGGUGUUAAUAGCAGUACUGGGAGUAGCAGUGGCAGCACUAGCAGUUCAACCAAGAACCUGUGGAUUAGUGGCUUGUCUUCAAAUACUAAAGCAGCUGAUCUGAAGAACCUGUUCAGUAAAUAUGGCAAGGUUCUGAGUGCAAAAGUAGUAACUAAUGCACGCAGUCCUGGUGCUCGAUGUUAUGGAUUUGUGACUAUGUCUUCAAGCGCAGAAAUGUCUCGGUGUAUUUCACACCUUCAUCGCACUGAGCUACAUGGACAGCAGAUUUCUGUUGAAAAGGUUAAAAAUGAUCCUUUUAAAAAAGAAUCCACAAUAAAAGAUGGAACCGGGAAAACGGGUUCAAGCAGAAGUAACAGUGAUAAAAAGAGUUCGACGAGUGGAAAGACAACUAGCAAGACACAAGUUUCUUCCAAAAAGGAGGAUAAGAAAACUGAAAAACCUGGAGAAAGAAAAGAAAGCAAGGAUGGGUCAAGCUCCUCAAAAAAACCAGAAAAUAAAAAGGAUGAGAAGGAGAGUGCAACGAGUAGCAGUCAUGACCAUACCAAAAAAGUGGAUGAAAAGAAGCGAAGGAGUGUGAAGAGUCCUCAUCGAAUGGUGGUUAUUGACAAGACUAAAGGUGAACCUGUUGUUAGUGUGAAAACUGCAAAGAAAGGCAAGAGUGAGCAGGCAUCUAGUUCAAGAAGCAAAGAGAAACACAUUCCAUCUAAACCAAACUUCAGGGACAGAAAGGAUAUUCUGCCAUUUGAAAAAAUAAAACAGCAAAAGAUUCGUGAGCGCUUAAUCCGAUUGGAACGCAUACGACGUGCAAUAGAAUUAAGAAGGCGACGUGAAAUAGCUGAAAGGCAGCGUCGUGAACGGGAGCGUAUUCGCAUGAUCCGUGAGCGUGAAGAACGUGAUCGCUUGCAACGCGAAAGAGAACGGUUGGAAAUUGAAAAACAAAAACUUGAGAGAGAGAGGAUGGAACGGGAACGACUAGAAAGGGAACGUAUACGUAUAGAACAGGAACGCCGUAAAGAAAUAGAGCGCAUUGCCCGUGAACGUGAAGAGCUUCGUCGGCAGCAAGAGCAGCUCCGCUACGAGCAAGAAAGAAGAAAUUCUUUAAAACGUCCUCACGAUGUUGAUAACCGACGCGAUGAACCCUAUUGGAAUGAACACAAAAGGAGGGCCAUGGACAAUGACGCCCGUUUCAGUCACAGUUCUGAUUACAGUCGUCAAGAACCGAACCGUUACAAUGACUUUGACCACAGGGUACCAUCGUCAUUUGAUAGACGAGGGGAUCGUUACAACCAUCAAGGAGAUGGAAAAAAGAAUCGUUCUGGUAGUCGCAGAGAGGACGCUGGGUAUAACAGAUAUCCAAAACCAUAUAGUGAUUCCAGAAGACCAACUUCCCAACAAAGAAGUGAACUUCAUGCAAAUAACGAGCGGAGAGAAAUAAGGGAGAGAGAUGACCGGCGAACUGUAACAAUUCAGGACCGCUCAGCUGGUAGCAGGGGGCAUGACCAUCUACAAAAGAUAUCCCCAUCGAGAAGCUUUCCUGACAGAAGUAGGAUGGAUGACCAUGGAGUCCAUCACAGUCGGCCAAGUCAUAAUUCUUCUAGACCCGAUGAUUGGAAGCCUAGUGGUGGUAUGGGUUCUACUAAACAUGAAUUGAGGAAUUCAAGAGAGAGGGAUCGAAUACGCCCAGAGAGAUCUGGACAGAAUCUGCGAAGUGGGCCACCGAGCGGUAUGGCUGGAUAUAACAGCCGAGAUGGAGGAAGACCAGCAAUAGGAGACAGAGGUGGUAAUACUCAGCAGUCUCACUACCAUGAUAACAGACACGUAGUGGUAGAACGUCAUGGUCGUGAUUCAGGAGGACCACGGAACAGUUGGCAUGCUGGACCCAGUUCCCAAGGCAGUGGCUAUCAAGACAUGCGGCGAAUGAGUGACAGUCGUGGUCCUGGCAUGAUUCCACUAUCCAGUCCUGUAGCAAACAGAAUUGUGCAGAUCACCAACAACACAAUGCAAGGAGGCAAUGUCUCAGGCUCCAAAGGAAUACAUGGAUCAGGAGAUGCUCGUUUUAAGCCAUUCAAAGGGGGUGCUCCGCGAAGAUUCUGAUGUACAAAUGUUUGUAGCAGUUGGUCUCUCUGUUUUGAGAUUUGUCUGUACUUGGUAGUCUUAUUCAAUGUGUACAACCAACUAUCUUUUCAAAAAUGUUUUUCCUGUUCGACAGACACGUUAUUAGGCCUUGUACUUUUUUUUUAGAAAAUGGUUUCGUGACUAAUGGACUUACUAAUGUUUUUUUUCUUUACCACCACAGCUGUUGAAAAUGGAGCAAAAUAAACCGUUAAUACUUUUCAAUCAGAUUUUGCGUAAAUGUCUUGUAUUGGGGAGAACUUGGCAGUGGAACCUCAGUUAUCUGCUGCUGGAGGGGUGGGGGAAGCCCCUCCAUGGAUAAUGAAAAUUAGGUGGUUGGAAAUCCCUGAUACUUAGUCGAACAGUGAGUUUUUUUUUUUAGCUUCAGUUGUAUCUUUGGAUGGCUUAAUCAAGCUCUUAGCACAUGUAGAUAACACCCAAGCUUUUCUAUUUUAAAAAUUGAACAUUCUUAAUGAAUGCUGGCAUCCUUGUCUCCAUUAGUCUCCUGCCCCCUAAAACUUCAGCUGCAUGGAUAGUGAAUUUCAGCAAAUACUGGAUACCUAAUUAUCUACUUAUCCAGCUGAAUCAAGAAUGGUCUGAAAUUAGUACAACAGCUAUAAUUGCAAUCUCAUGAAUAAUUGAGAGUGCAAAUAAUGGAAGCACAGAUAACUAAGGCUCCACUGUAUAGUCUCAACUAGAUUAUUCAUAAUGUUUUAUAGCAGUGAAUUGCACAAAUGUCACCUAUCUGUAGUUAGCCUUUUCUACAGUGAACACUAGCCAGUGAACAUUCAAAUGUUAAACAGUGCACGGAGGGGUGGGGGGGAGGUUUCACCUUUUGCGGAAUAGUGCUUGUAUUUAUUGACAAUUCUUUUCUACAUUUACCAGCAACAAUUUAAUUUUUUUUCGAAGAAAGGUUGUUCUUUACAAGUUCACAUGUAUAAAUGUGGUACUGAUGCUGGGAAAAUGUAUUCUUGCAUUUUGGAAUAAAUCUUAAUUAAAUUGA